AUGAAGCUCCAACAUCUCGCCCUCCUAGCGUUCGGCGCCGCAGCCGUCUCGGCUGCGCCUGGAAUUCAACUGAGUGAAGGUAUCGGGUCUCGAAACGACUGCGCCCACGACAACCUUCUUCGGUGCCUCAUCGCCAGCCCCAGUAUCGCAAUUCCUUUCUGCAGUUCUUCAGCAAACGUGCUGAUCUCCCUACCAACUGUGACUGUCACAGUCACACCCACUUCCUUCGUCGCUGCCACGGAUGUGACCACAGAUUUCGAAACGUUGACUGAUACGUCCAUCGAGCUGCGAACGGUCACCCCGACCCCGAUCGUGGCCGAGACACUGACCUCCUCGCCCCCGGAGAACAGAGAAAGAAGGAAGGGCUGCCCGGCACCCAAUUGCAUCCGUGUGUUGAACCCUCAGCCAUCGUCCGCAUCACAUGGAUGCUCGUGCUUUUCGGGAAGCUAUCUUGCGACCGCUUCAACAUUUACAUCUACGGUCACUGCCCCGGCUGUUACAAAGACGUCACAGACCCUUUGGAGAACUGAGAUAUCGACGGCCACCGUCAUUGUUACAAUAAACUACCGUGUUCGGACAAACUUCUAG
Trichoderma atroviride IMI 206040 is the source of this 588-nucleotide messenger RNA. The record is from RefSeq and is a predicted model, not a curated record. NCBI's taxonomy places the organism in Eukaryota, Fungi, Ascomycota, Sordariomycetes, Hypocreales, Hypocreaceae.